Messenger RNA from Melanotaenia boesemani (Boeseman's rainbowfish), 2926 nucleotides. RefSeq names its product BCL3 transcription coactivator (gene bcl3). Bases 214 to 1704 code for a protein of 496 amino acids. Lineage: Eukaryota; Metazoa; Chordata; Actinopteri; Atheriniformes; Melanotaeniidae. The transcript is spliced from 10 exons. Gene Ontology annotation, molecular function: protein binding. The record is from RefSeq and is a predicted model, not a curated record.
GUCUACAUUUGCACGAGUCUAUGAAUUUAGACGCUUAUCCUAAAUUAUUCCAUUUGCUAGCUAUAGGAAUCGGAAUAAGUUGUUUUAUUUUAUUUCACAGAUAUGGGAAUUGCCUACAGUUGGUCACUUUGGCUUUGUCGGGUUCAACUUAAACCUUCCCUGAACUUCGAGAAGAUUUUGUAGCUGCGUACUCACCUGAAACGUAUUCAGUUGAUGCCGAGGGUCAUGACCAUGAACAAGGACUACCAGACGGCUCCCAGUGCGCCGCUGGAUUUGACAACCACCCCGCGCAAGAGCACCGGGUCCAGGACUCCGGACUACAGGAUCUGGGAAAAGGACGCGCGGGUGACUGGCGGCUCACCUGCACCUCCUGCAUGCACGGGAACGGGCAGUUCAGAAACCCAUUGCCCUUCGGCCAGAGCCGCACCGGGCGCAGAAGCCAGUGCGUCCCGAAAACGGCCAGCGGACUCAUCUUCCUCAAAGCUUCCCUUUAGGAAACGCCCGAUUACCGGCGUACCUGAAUCACAGAGGCCGUUACCGGAUCCACCGGUGAGCAGAGACCGCUUUUCUCCAGCGGAAGACACAAACUGUACAUUGCCGGAAUGUUUACCUGUACGUCCGGACGGAGGAAGGCUUGUCGUAGCACCAGUGACCCCAAGGCAGGUCCAAGGAGCACCGAUUCAAGUGAAAUACCAGUUGCCCCCAAUGGACUAUCAUAAUUACGGUCACUAUCCAGUAUAUCUGCCUCCAGUCUCAAGGCUUCAAUAUCUAAUGGUUCCCCAAAACGACAACCUGCUCGCUGGAAUCUCUCUGGCUACACGUCAAGAUGAAGACGGAGACACAGCUCUUCAUAUAGCCGUGGUGCAGGGGGAAUUGGCCAUGACACUGAAUCUCAUUGAGAUGUUGGUGUGGGCUCACAAAGACCUGGACAUCUACAACAACCUCCGUCAGACUCCCCUUCAUCUGGCAGUGAUAACGAAGCAGGCAAAGAUUGUGGAAGCUUUGUUGAGAGCGAGGGCUGACCCUGCAGCUUUAGACCGUCAUGGCCAAACGGCGCUACAUCUCUGCUGUGAAUACAACCAGCGUGACUGCCUGUCUGUUCUGCUUUCUUUCUCCUCAUCCUCCGCAUGCCUGGAGAUCAGAAACUUUGAGGGUUUACGUCCCCUCCAUUUGGCUGUGCUGCAAGGACAUCAGACUUUGGCUAAGAUGCUGCUAGAUGCAGGAGCUGACAUCAAUGCCAUGGACAUCAAGAGUGGCCAGAGUCCUCUCAUGCUUGCUGUAGAGAACAAUAAUAAAGACAUGGUCGACUUCCUCAUUGAGAAUGGAUGUGAUGUGAACAGCCAGUCAUACAGUGGGAACACAGCUCUUCACAUUGCCUGUGGCCGAGGUCAAGGGGAAACUGUGCGCCUGCUGCUAAAGAGUGGCGCUGACAGCAGCCUCAAAAACUACCACAAUGAUACCCCAGUGAUGGUGGCCAAAAACAAGAAAAUAGCAGAUGUGUUACGAGGAAGAGGUGCCAAGCAGAUCAGAGUUCAAGAUCAACACUCUAUGUCGGUUUCACCACAUGGGAGCAACUCCAUGCAGAAUGGUUCACCAUCUCCCAACCAUAGCAUUGGAUCUUCACCCUCAACAACACCACACACUUUUCAUCACAGUGCUUGCCAUUCUCCAAAGACUCAACCUGCCUUUCAUCAACUUUACUAGUUCAGUGUUACUGUUCAGUGGAACUUGCAACUACCUCCACACAGCGAAGACCCGAUCAAUACCCAGGACAUUCAAGGAAAGGUUCACCCUUCAUGAUGGCAGACAGAGUAGCCGGCACCUGGAAUUAGACUGAACUGGACUACAAAGCACUGUCACAUUGGUCCUCCUCUGGGUUUAAUGGCUUAGCAAAAGUCCUGCAGUUACUCCUCUAAUACACCUGCUAAAUCUUGGGAGCAAGGGAACUGAAGUGAUCAGCUGGGUUUCUUCUUGUGUUUGUCAGCUUGAACAGAAAUGUGCAACUGCUUGUAAACAAAGCUAAAAAUAAAACAUGUUUGUGAAAUUGCCUGCACAUAUAAAGCAAAGUGAUUAGGAAAAUGAUAGGAACAUCUUGCCUUCCUUAAACUGUGCCGCUUAUUGCACCACUUGGGUCAUGGACAGCGAAAGUCUUAAUUAAUUGCUCAAGUAUUCUUGUAAACAUUUAAUUUGAAAGACUCCACAAAUUUCCCUUCUUCCACCUGUUGAUAAUUUAAAUACGUGCAUGGUACUUUUCAGAUUUGUAAGCGUGUAUAUUAGUAUUUGUAUGUUUUUCUACCACUGUGAAAAUCUGUAUAGUUUCUAUAAAAUGUGUCCAAAACCUUACCUUUUGUCUUGCUGCUUAGUAACUUUCGAGAAUUUGAAAGCAGAGCUGCGAUUGGUCAGCAGGAGUUUCCAUAGACGCAAACAACCAAUCCAAAAACGAGCGCGCGGCCAUGUUGAAUUGUCAAUAUUCUAAAAGAAGAGACAAAAGAGACAAGUUGGUGGUUUUCUCAAAAUAAGCAAAUUCCAAAACUUGUCUGAAUCAUCAAUUCAGGACUAAGGCUUGAAACAACGGGUAAUGUUUUUGUUGAUCAGGAAUUCCUAAGGCACUUUGCAGGCUGCCAAGUCAAUAUUUUCUGCAGAAGCACAGGAAAGCAGAACAAGAUAAGACGUGCAACUGAGAACUUGGACACAAUUAAACAUAUAGGCUUUCCAUGCCAAUAAACCCUUGGAGGGAUAUAUGUACAUAUGUUUUCUCCCUCCAUUUAUUUUAAAGCCAGUAUUAAGCUCUAACAAAAUAACCCUUUAGGGUGCAAUGUCAAUGUAAGAAAACAUAUAAGUCUUCAUAACAAGGCAGAUCACAUUUUGCAGCUGUUAAUUUUGAAUAUGUUAAGAGAUUCAAUCUUAAAUAGUAAACAGUAAAGUU